AUGCUCCUGACCCACAUCGGUGGGCUGGGCAUUACUGUAAACAACAAGAAGAGUCGUCUGAUGCCUACCCAGAGGGUGGCAUUAAUUGGAAUGGAACUGGACUCAGUCCUCAUGAGAGCACGCCUGCCCACCAGAAGGGUUCAGGCAAUCUUAUCUUGCCUCGACCGCUUUCAGCAGGGGCGGGUGGUUUCUGCCCUAAUCUGCCGACACCUGCUGGGCUUGCAGAUGGCGGGACUCGUUGUUUUGAGUCCCCUGGGCCUGCUCCAUCUCCGGCCUCUUCAACGGUGGUUCAACUCCCACCGGCUGCACCCGAACCGCCACCGUCACCGCCAGCUGCGGGUGACCGCACAGUGCCUCAGGGCAUUGUUGAGGUGUGCUGUCACUCCUUUCUCUCAGGUGGGUGGAGAUGAUGAGGAUGUGCUGCUGGGAGCUUGUCAGCACGGCUGGGGGGAUGUGACCAAGGGCAGAUCGGCCAACGGCUGUUGGCUACCCCCUUGGAGCGGCAGGCACAUCAAUACACUAGAGCUCCGAGCUGUACUGCUGGCCCUGCAGUCUUUCCUUCCACAUCUGAAAGAAAGACAUGUCCUGGUGAGAACGGACAAUACCACAGUGGUGGCUUACAUCAACCAUCAGGGUGGACUAAGGUCCCACCGCCUCCACCUUAUGGCACGAGAGCUACUUCUUUGGGCUCAGGGAUGUCUAGCAUUUCUAUGCGACCACGUACCUGGCAUCCUGAAUGUGGCAGUGGAUAUGCUCUCGAGGGAGGGCCCGCCACCUUGGAACUGGAAUCUACAUCCCCAGGUGGUGCAGCACCUGUGGGAUAAGUUCAGAAGGGCACAAGUGGACUCCCUGGACAAUGCACACUGCGCCCUGUGGUACUCCAUCUCGGAGCCACCAGGGCCUCUGGGCUUGGAUGCUCUGGCUCACGAUUGGCGGGGCUGGAGCUUUACACAUUCCCUCUUUUCCCCUGAUCCAUGCUGUGCUGGACAGGACCAUGAUGGCAGAGCAUAA
Messenger RNA from Oncorhynchus gorbuscha (pink salmon), 1011 nucleotides. RefSeq lists its product as uncharacterized. The record is from RefSeq and is a predicted model, not a curated record. NCBI's taxonomy places the organism in Eukaryota, Metazoa, Chordata, Actinopteri, Salmoniformes, Salmonidae.